Rhinolophus ferrumequinum (greater horseshoe bat) is the source of this 3921-nucleotide messenger RNA. RefSeq names its product partner and localizer of BRCA2 (gene PALB2). Gene Ontology annotation, molecular function: DNA binding; protein binding. Gene Ontology annotation, biological process: double-strand break repair via homologous recombination. The record is from RefSeq and is a predicted model, not a curated record. Lineage: Eukaryota; Metazoa; Chordata; Mammalia; Chiroptera; Rhinolophidae. Bases 17 to 3661 code for a protein of 1214 amino acids. Gene Ontology annotation, cellular component: nucleoplasm. The transcript has 13 exons.
GGCUUUCAUUGGCUGGAUGGACGGCGCGCGGGUUCCACAUGGGCCCCUCGGUCGCGCGCUGAAGGGUUCCCCUCGCGCCCCAUUCCUUCCCCGGGCUCCUCCCGGGCCCAGGGCUAGCCGGGGUCCUCGUGUCCGCAGCCCUGGGACCCGCGACGGCUACUCCUUUCGUUCGGCCGCCGGCUCGAUGGAAGAGCCUCCCGGGAAGCCCCUCAGCUGUGAGGAGAAGGAAAAGUUGAAGGAAAAAUUGGCAUUCUUGAAAAGGGAAUACAGCAAGACACUGGCCCGCCUUCAGCGUGCCCAAAGAGCUGAGAAGGUUAAGAAUGCUGUUCAGAAAACAGUGAAAGAACAAGAUUCCUUGGUCCAGCGGGACGUUGCACCACGGCUAAGCCAUGCAGCACCUAAAACUGCAGUAUUUUCUUGUGACACAUUACACAGCAACAUCCAUCUCGAUGGAGAAGCUGGAGACGCUGAGCCUGCGUCCUUUACCCCUGGGCGCGGCUCAGUGGGAGGCUUAGACACGCAAAGAACAGACGAUACCCACGACCAUUUUGCCUCCCGGCUCAAUGGCUCUGAUGGGGAGAAAAGGCCAAGUGAGCUGCCAGGGAGGAGAGAGCAACAGCAGAAAAGAACAUUUAUUUCACAAGAGAGAGCAUCUUUCUUCGACACUGAUUCGCUCAUACUCUCAGGAAAAAGACUAAAGGACCCAGAAGACGUCAAUAGAGGAAAUCCUAGAAUGCCUGUGACUGAAGUAAGAACCUCCCUUUCAAGUCCUAAGUCUGGUAGUCCAGACUCACCAGUUCCAGAAACUGAGGGAGGGAGGGUACUAACUCCACCAGCUGCCAGACCACAGAGCCAUGUGGAUCCGCUGGUGAAAGGAAGGCCUUUCUGCCGGGCAACGCCACUUCCUCCGCCCGCGUCUGGUAGCAGCAGCAGCAGCCAGCACCUUCACCACAAGCCUUCUGGAAGGAACUGGGAACCUAUCGCUCACGGUUUAAAGAACAUUAGCCCUACCCCACCUGUAAACUCAGAGGCACGAGGCAAAAGAACGACUGUCUUGCCAGGUAGCCCGGAGGUAAAUAAAGCUACAGGAGUAAGUGGUCAGCUGCUCAGAGGUCCCAGCUGGGAGGCAGACCAUGCCUGUUCUGUAAAUGAACUCGGUGAUGAUAACUUAGCGGCAAAGGAAAGCCAAAACUUAACAGAACCAAACCACACAGAGAAGGGUUCAGAAUCUCCCAGUAGCACCCUUGACGAUAGAAAGGAAAAUCUUCAGGAAAAUGAGGUUCAGAGCCCAUCCAGGAGUCUUGGACUAGCAGUCGUGUCGCCUGUUUCUGCAGAAAAUCAAACACAUUCUUGCCCAAAGCUUGAAGGGCUUCUUUUUCCUGCCGAAUAUUCUGUUAGAACAACGCGACACAUGUCAAAUCGUCAGAGGGAAGUAGCCGUGGAGGCUGUCAUUCCGAGUCACUUGGGUGCCCGAAAGAAAGGGUUUAAACGUAAGAAUAAAGACGCUGCUGACAAUUUAAACCUUCCCGGUGAAGAAGCUAAUCCAGGUGAAAUGCAGGUACCUGACACAGGCACAGGACGACCCAAGCCCCCUAACAAUGACUUUUUUCCUAAGAAGGCGGUUCCGCGGCCCGCUGGUAGGAGACACCGAGGAAAGAGCAAAGCAAGGCUCGCCGCUCCGUUGCGUCUCCGUGAGCCCACUUCCGGCACAUCAGGUUUCCCCGGCGAGGAGGAAGACGUGGCCCCGCAAAGAGCUCAGAGUGACAAGGCGAUAAUGAUUCACGGGAAGGACGGUCACUGCCGAAAAGAGGACCCUCUUUCUUCCAGUGCAGAUGCUUGUGUAGCUCUGGAUGAGGACGUGGGCAGUGCUCCAGCUCCUGAGAAUGAAGUGCUGAGUUUCAAGCAGCUGUCGUCUUUCCCCCGAAUCACAGACUUCCAGCUACCGGAGGAAGACUUUGGACCCCUUAAACUGGAAAAGCUGAAGUCCUGCUCCGGAAAGCCGAGGGAGCCUUCUCGGUCCAGAAGGUCCAGACGGAGGCAUCUGGAGGACGGGAACUGUGUCGUUGUGCAGGAGCUGACCCCUCAACCAGCUGCCCGCGACGUGGAGGACGUGGAAGAGCAGCUGACGCUUCGACCAGGACGAGCAUGUCGUCCAAUGCCCGAGCCGGGGCGCCAGCGUCCGAGGAAGGGCCUUUCUUCUCCCACGUUCCUUUUCACCCCUUCGGAUACUCUGGCGCCUGACGAUAAGGACACACCCACAGCCGACGUGUGCUCGCCCGCUCUUCCCCUCGUCGGCACGACUCCAGCUCUGGGCUCCCAGGCUCCCUGGGCCGGAGUGUCUGCGGAGCUUGUGGCACACACGUGCUCUCCAGCCCAGCUCUCUCCCCUGCAGGCCACCGUCAGCCUUGCUGGUGAUCGUAAGCCAUGUGCCAGUCGCACUCACCCACCGAGGUUAGAUGGCAGCCUGCAUGUGUCGGGCCAGGAGGGACAGCCUUCCUGGGACUGCGAUUCUGGUCCCCAAGCCACACCUCUGCUCACCGAGUCGUUCACUUUCGAAGAAAAUCAGCUCUGUGCAGACACGCGCCUGGAACCGUGGCGAUGUCCCACUGAACAGACUGAAGUAGCAGACGGUCCCACUUGUGACAGCUUCAACCCAGGCGACCUGCAGUUGGUUUCAAAGUUACAGAACCCUUCAGGGUCCUGCUCCGUGGACGUGAGUGCCCUGUGGUGGGGAAUCGCUGGGCUCCAGGAGCCGUGCAUCGUAACUGCUUGUGAAUACGCAGUUUCUCUCUGGAGACCGCUGGACGCUUGGCGGUGGGAAGAAAUGUAUUCCUGGCACUUCACUGAGGUUCCCGUGUUACAAAUAGUUCCCGUGCCUGAUGUUUGUAACCUGGUGUGUGUGGCUUUGGGAAAUUUGGAAAUCCGAGAAAUCAGGGCCUUACUUUGUUCCUCUGACGGUGCAAGUGAAAAGCAGGUGCUCCUGACUUCUGGAAACAUCCAAGCUGUGCUUGGCCUGACAAAGCGGAGGCUAGUCAGUAGCAGCGGGACCCUUUGUGAUCAACGAGUAGAAAUCAUGACCUUUGCAGAAGACGGAGGAAGCAAAGAGAAACAGCUGUUGACGGCCCCUCAAGAGACGUUACUGACUUUCGCCGAGGUGCAGGGGGUGCAGGAAGCGCUGCUUGGUACCACAGUCAUGAACAGCAUUGUUAUCUGGAAUUUAAAAACCGGUCAGCUCCUGAAGAAGAUGCAGAUUGGCGAUUCCUGCCAAGCUUCCGUCUGUCACAAGGCCUAUUCUGAAAUGGGGCUCCUGUUUGUUGUUCUGAGUCACCCCUGUGCCCAGGAGAGCGAGCCGUCGGGAAGCCCAGUGUUUCAGCUGCUUGCAGUGAACCCCAAGACGACCCUGAGCGUGGGCGUCAUGCUCUACCGCCUUCCUCACGGGCAGGCUGGAAGGUUCCUGGAAGGUGACGUGAAAGGUAAUUUUGCAGCCGCCGUGCUGACUUCUGGAACCAUCGCCAUUUGGGACUUGCUUCUGGGUCAGUGCACUGUUCUCCUCCCGCCCAUCUCGGACCAGAAUUGGUCUUUUGUUAAAUGGUCAGGAGCAGAUUCUCAUUUGCUGGCUGGACAAAAAGAUGGAAAUAUAUUUGUAUAUUUAAUAAGUUAGGGUAAGGUGAGAACACGAUGUCCUCGCUCUUUGAGGCCUCCUAGUACUUCCUGGAGUUGUUACUGUAAAGGAAAAUACCUGAAUGACAUUUAAAAUAAUUCCUUAUAUUCAUUCAGACAGACUUUUUAUUUUGACGGUGGUGGGACUGCUGAUCUCUAAUGUUCAUUUAUACUUUGGGGGAAAGGACUUCACAGUGAUUUUUGGAAUUCCUCUCAUUGGCACGUUUGCUUUUAAAGGUGUACAUAAAGCUUCAAAUGUUA